Molecule: messenger RNA, 2847 nt
Organism: Pangasianodon hypophthalmus (striped catfish)
Lineage: Eukaryota; Metazoa; Chordata; Actinopteri; Siluriformes; Pangasiidae
Gene: setdb2
Product: SET domain bifurcated histone lysine methyltransferase 2
Exons: 11
Coding region: 439-2406 (655 amino acids)
Biological process (GO): negative regulation of gene expression; heterochromatin organization
Cellular component (GO): nucleus
Molecular function (GO): histone H3K9 methyltransferase activity; protein binding; zinc ion binding
Source: RefSeq, a predicted model, not a curated record
UACUCGGUGGUCGAUUACUUUGGUCUGACGUCAUAUUGAGACUAAAAUUAAAAGAGCAGCAUUGUGGGAGAUUUUCGCUUAAAAGUGUGUUGCUAGCUGCAGAAAAUGAGAAAGCUAAUAGAAAAGAAUUAUGUUUUUAUUCAUAGUAAUUAGAUAAAGAGCAAACUGUCACAGCUGCGGGUUUGUUUAAAGGCAGCACACAGAUUUAUGUGAUGCUCCGGCGUUUAAACAGUGUUGUUAGUUUACAGCUAGUUAGCAUCGGCUAGUGGGUUUAAUUUAAUUCCAUGUGAAUUUAAUUUGCAUGUAAUUUAGCUGUUUUGUUUUUUUGAUAGUUAGUUGACUUGCAGACGGAGAGUGAAGCAGUAGCUAGCUCUUGUGUUUAUGUUUAGCUGGGAAGCUAAAGGAGCAGGGUUUCAUUGACAGCAAUCAUCUCUCAGAAUGGAGCUGUCGGCUGCUGAAAGAGCAAGGACGUUUUGGUCUCAGGUGGAUGUGGACUUGGCGUUUGAGGAGUUGUUGGGAUUCCUGCUGUGUCUGAGAGAAGCCAUCAAGAGCAAAACAGCCUCAGAUAAAGGCUACAUCCAGGGCAUGAAUAUUAUUAUGGAGUCGGAGGUGUCGCUGGAUGCAGCUUUGAGGAAUGAUUCCUUUGAGGAGGUGCUGAUCGGUGAAGACAUACUGACAGUGUCUGUAUCAGACUCGCACUGCACUAUACUGAAAAUGAAGGAUCUCCCUGUGCCAGAAGACACCUUACAUGACGAUGCAUCAAGGAACCUGGAGUCCGGUUCAGACAACAGUCAGAUGUCUUCAUCAGGCAGAAAUGAUGCUACGCUAUCAGGGAAGUUAGACACAUAUGACUAUAUGACGCUGCUGUCACCAACAAAUCUUUUAUCUGAUGACCAGUUGGCCCCUGUGUCACCUGUCCAGCUUUCGUAUCAACAGCACGACUGCAGCCCAGCCUGUCUCCCUCACCUCCCGUCUCACUCGGACCACUUUCUCGGCCACAACCCCUUGCGAGUGCCUCUUCUCUGCCACUUCCAGCGGCAUUGUGCCAAGCCACUCACGUUGUCAGCACAAGAGGAAUUGGACACAGAUGUUCUCUACAAAGCUCCAUGUGGGCGGGGCUUGCGCUGCAUGGAUGAGGUGUAUCAGUUCUUACGGCAGACUAAAAGCCUUGGGGUCCUGCAGCAGACCAACUUCAGCUUCAAUCCACAGGUCCUGCCAGAGCGGCAGGCCCAGCCAAGGCCGCUUGCCCCUGCUUCACCUCUUCCCACAACCAGUUUUUUUGAGAGGGACAUAAGCCGUGGGAUGGAAGCUGUCCCGGUUACUCUAUGCAAUGACUUGGAUGGUGUACGGCCAAAAGAGUUUCGCUAUCGUAAGGAUCGCUGGCCCCACGGCUGUUUCUUAAGCAAGGCGCCAUUUUUCCUGACCUGCUGUGACUGCACGGAUGGAUGCACGGACAGUUCCAGCUGUUCAUGUCUUCAGCUGUCUCUAAAGUCCGGUGCAAAGCCAGACCAGCUUUACAGCCACCACCGGCUAAAUGAGCCUGUGUCCACGGGGCUGUAUGAAUGUGGUCCAUGGUGUGGGUGCCAGAAAAGCAGUUGUCAGAAUCGUGUGGUCCAGCAUGGACUCCGUGUCCGCCUGCAGGUGUUCCGCACCAAUGACAAGGGAUGGGGUGUGCGCUGCCGUGACGACCUCGACAAGGGCACCUUUGUCUGUACUUACGCAGGUGUCGUCCUGAGACUUGGGCGGAACUUAGAGGAGCCCCUUCUCUCUAAAAUCCAGAAGGAGGAACAGCUGUCGGAUGAUGAGGUGGAGGUGGUGGAGGAGUGGACGCUUCCCUCAGGGCAGAAGAAAACAGUCACUGAGACACUGGACACCUCUCCACCUCUUUAUGUUCCUGUGAUCCAGAGGCCUGCAGACCAGCCCUCUUCACUGCUGGAUGGGCAGAGGGAACAGCUGGAGCACUCGGAUAACCAGGAGGAAAUGAACACCUGUUCAUCGCCUAAUCCCAAUCACACAGAAAUCAAAGACCAACAUAACGAAGAGGUGGUGAGGAAGAGGCUCCGGUUGGAUGACAAGGAAAAUGGUGGCGUCGUACGUCGAGAUCAGAUGGUGCCCAAAGCAGAAGGGAAACCCGACUGUCAGGAAAAAAUUUAUUAUCUUGAUGCUUCAAAAGAAGGAAACGUGGCAAGGUUUACUAAUCACAGCUGCAAUCCCAACCUGUUUGUCCAGAAUGUCUUUGUUGAUACCCACGAUCCCAAAUUCCCAGUAAUUGCUUUCUUUACGUGCAAGCCAAUCAGGGCGGGGACUGAGCUGACCUGGAAUUAUUCCUAUAAAACAGGAAGUGAUCCUGAGCAUGAGGUACCAUGUCUGUGUGGUUCAAAUGACUGCCAAGCAGUUGUCAUCUGAUCAUAUGAACAAAAAGUUAGGUCAUCAGCAAGCAUAAGCAUAAGAUCUAUAAGAUCAUAAGACACAGAAAACCUGGCAGAACUAUGGAUAUGAAAUCUGUGCCACAUGGUUCAUUGGGGUAUUCCUGGACCUUAGUUACAAUAAUAAAAGCUAAUUGGUGAAGACACUUGGUGUUCGAUGGCAUUUGACUGGUGUUUCUACACAGUUCUACCACAAACUGUCAUUCUGUAAUGGUUAAUAACAGCAAUGCCUUUUUUUGUACAAUCUUUGAAAUAAAACAUUUCAGAAAAAAAUAUUUCAGCAUCUUUCACAGCUUUGACAUAUCUGUGCUCUUGGAAUGCAGAUGUGGAAUGCGGAUUUACUGAUCCUCAAAAUCGUGUCCUGUAAUUGUACUGUGUAAUGUAAUUUAUAGAUUUAUGAAUUAAAGCCGUAUGAAAGAUC